AACAGAGAACGGAGAACGUGCGAAACCAGACAGUGCGAAGGCAGGUGGUCGAGCGGAAAACCAAAUUUGACAGGAUGGGGCCGCGGGAUUUUAAAUCGUUAAUACUUCACGUUUUAUUAGGCAUGACCUUCUUCGAGAUCUGUGCAGCCCAGAACGAUAUCACUUUAUCCAUAUACUCUGCAACAUCAAAAAGUAUAACGGCCCGGUGGACUAGGUAUCCUGGGGCCAGCUCAUACAGACUCACCGCAACGCCUAAAAAUUCGCCCGGAUCCGUGUUUGCCCAGUUCAGUGGAAGUACAGUGAUGGGAUCCCUCAUCUCCCUUACCCAGAAUACGGUGUACACCAUUAGGGUAGAAGCUAUGAACAACUCUUUUACAGUCCUCAGUACCGCUGCAGUUGAAGAAACCACAGCUCCUGAAGUGCCUACGAUUACCCGUGCCUUCUCAAAGAUGAGCGACCGUAUCACGGUGGAGUUUCCAAGUGUGACUGGGGCCUCCGCGUACAUUGUGCGGGCCGAGUCUGUGGCGGAUGGAUUCUUCUCUGAGACCGAAGUGCCCGCUAACUCAGCGUUCUACCAGGCUACCGUCCUCGGCCUCAGCCCUUACACCUUGUACACCCUCAGCGUCAUGUCUGUCAACGGCAUAUCGAUAAGCCAGCCAUCCCUGCCCGUGGAAGCAAGGACAGUGGUUGCAGCGCCACAGCUCAGCUCCAUGUCUCCCAGCAACGACACCAUCAUGGUCACCUGGCCGCCAGUGGACCACGCUGUGCUCUACUCUCUCACCAUCAUCAUGGAGGGCUCGAGCACCCGGUUUGACAUCAACACCACCAGUACCGUUGAGGAGUUCAACAACCUAGAGGCUGGAACCAACUACUUCAUCAAGGCCAAUGCUUGGGACCCUGAGGGCAUCCCUGGUGAUGUCAUCACCAUCUCUCAGAUCACACGUCCUCCGAGCCCGGACACCGUCCAGGUGAUGCUGGCCACUGGCCGGUCGAUGGGGAUGGCCAUACACUGGGGCAAUGUACGAGGAGCCGAUGACUAUCUUGCCCUCAGCUCCACCGGGCAGAACUGCACCUCCACGGACACUUACUGCAUCAUCUCCCCACUCACCUGCGGCCAGAACCACACCGUCACUGUCACUGCUGAGAACCAGGCCGGGCCCAGUGACCCCUCCCAGCCCGAAGACUUCCUGACCUUCCCCUGUCCCCCUGAGUGGCUGUCACUGGAGGAGACGGUGCCGGGCAACUGCACGCUGCACUGGGAUGAGGUGGAGUGGGUGGACUACUACAUCGGCUUUAUGAAGAGGGAUGAUGGCUCUGAGCUGUACUGCAAUACCACAGGUGCUAGCUGCAGCUACCACUGUGACUGUGGCUACACCUACUUCAUGACCGUCUUCGCCUAUAACUUCGCCGGCUCCAGCCCCCCUGGGCCCGUCAUCAACUACACCACUGUCCCCUGCUGCCCGGAGGAGGUGUCUAUAUCGCUGGUGUCCACAGAGACGCUGGAGAUCAUGUGGGCGCCUGUGCGCGGGGCGGACUUGUAUGAGACCAAGGCAGCGGGUUCAUCCGACCUCAUCCUCUGCAAUGACACAGCUCCCGUGUGCGCCCUCUCCGACCUCAGCUGUGACACGGCGUACAGCGUGGUGGUGACACCCUGCAGUGAGGCCCGUGGCUGCAACCUCACCUGCAUGCCGCACACCCGGGAGACAGCUCCCUGCUCCCCGGAGAUCCUGAGCAUCACCCAGAGCAAUGGGACCAGUGUGCUAGUCACUUGGAGUGCCAGCAAUCGUGAGGCUAACUACACUGUCAAUGUGGUGGGAAAGACGGGCUCCCACUCCUGCCAGUCGACCGGGAUGUCCUGCGAGGUCCCUGGUCUGCCCUGUGGAUCAACAUAUGAGGUCACCGCCUUCGCCAGGGCCUCUGUGGGGCUCAGUUUGCCCAGCUACACCGUUCCCUUGGAGACAGGACCCUGCUGUCCCCAGAGCCUGUCCGUGAUGCAGGUGACCCAGGCCAUGUCCAAUGUGACCUGGUCGGCGGCCACUGGAGCCCAGUCCUAUGUCACCUCUCUGACGUCACCACGGGGCGAUGCUAAAUGCCACACCUUGGAUACACACUGCCUGAUGGGAUGCAUCACCUGUGGCACCAGCUACACUGUGUCCCUGGAGGCCAUCAGCAGGACAGGGCACAAGUCUGAGUGCACCUACCACGGCUUCUCCUCCAGUGCUUGCUGUCCCACUAGCGUCAAGUUGUACAGACUGAGCAACAACACCAUACGGGUGUACUGGCGCUCCUCCGGCAACCUCAGCAACUACACGGUCGACCUCCAGGGCGCCAUCGCCAACUACACAUGCGCCCCGCUCCUGGGGAGCAGCUCCUGUGACGUGUCGGAGGUCGUGUGCGGUGAUGUCUAUACCGUGGUGGUGGCUCCGUUGACACGUGAAGGCACCAGGAUCGAAUUCUGUCCCAGAAGGAUAUAUUCUGUUUCCUGCGCAGGGAGCAGUGUUGGAAUGGUUAUCUAUCGAGGGAAAAGAAUCCCCGCUACAUCACAGAUAACCUUCUCUCGGGCGAUAUCGAGCACCGCAAUCCGCUUUGAGUGGUCAAGCGUGAGCGGAGCAGACAGGUACUUCCUAAUAGUUGAACCCAUAGCGGGUGGAGAAACGUUCAACCACACCUUCACCAAUCUGAGCGGCGAGGUGAGCAACCUGCAGCCAUCCACGUCUUACAACUGCUACGUAUACUCUUCCAACGUCGCUGGCUUAGGUUCAGCUAGCCGUGUAAGGACCGUCACGACGUCCAUCAACGCGGUGACGGCCAUCUCAGUGGACUACAGCUGCUCUAGCGGCAUGGCCACGGUGACGUGGGGCACGGUCUUCGGGGCCACCUCCUACCGUGCCACAGCCACUGCCGGUGACGGCACGACACUGAGCUGCACCUCUGUGGCGUCUAGCUGCCAGAUCACCAGGGUGGCAUGUGGGGAGCGGUACCUGGUGCAGGUGACGGCCAUCUCUGACGACUGCGAGAGCACCUCUAACAUCACCGCCUUCUUUGAGACGGUGCCCUGCCCCCCCACUGACCUGAACACCUUCCGAGAGUGCUCCAGUAAUGUGAUUAUCUUCUCCUGGGCUCCCACCAACAACACGGCCUACUAUGUGGCCACGGCGCUGGGCUCGGAUGGGGAGGUGACGGAGUGCCGCACCACCGAAACUGCUUGCUUCUUCACCAGCACGGACUGUGGCCAAGGCUACCAGUACACUGUCUACUCCGUCAGCGGCGAGUGCAACAGCGGGCUCAGCCCAGCUGCCCACGUGCGCACGGCACCCUGCGAGCCCCAGAACGUGAAGACUACUGCCGAGUGCCAGUCAGACGUGCUCAUCACCACUUGGGACACAGCAGCCGGGGCUCUGUCCUACACCGUGGAGGCACGGGGCAACAACGGCGACUACUACAACUGCAGCUCCUUCACCAACAGUUGCGCUAUGCCUGGUGUCAGCUGUGGGGAGAGCCUGAGUGUGUGGAUCACUGCCUCUGAUGAUGACUGCACCAGUGACCGCACCCUUGGGGAGGUGGCAGAGACAGUGCCGUGCACCCCGCAGAACGUGACGUCGGUCAGGGACUGCGGCUCAGACUACAUCACCCUGGACUGGGAGAUGAGCGCCGGCGCCGUGUUCUACAUUGCCUCAGCCGUGCAUGCCGACGGCACAAUGCGCACCUGCAAUGCCAUGGCAACCGAGUGCCGCAUUGAAGGCCUGCGCUGUGGGCAGACCUACACUGCCUUCGUCAUUGCCACCAACUUCAAGUGCAACAGCUCGGAGAGUGUGCGUGUCACCGCGGAGACAGCCCCGUGCCCGCCUGACCACAUCGAGGCCUUCCUAGACUGUGAGGCCAACCAUGCGCUGAUCGUGUGGCAGAACCACCAGAGCAUGGGCUCAUACACAGCCAUCGCCGAGGACGCCCACGGUGGCCUGCUUAGCUGCUCCACCACCAGCAACAACUGCAUCAUCCCCGAGCUCAAAUGUGGCCAGCAGUACGCAGUCAGCGUCACACACCACGAUGGCACGUGCUCCAGCCUGCCCUCAACCGCCAUCCAGAUGGACUCCGGGGAGUUGAUGGUGGGCUGGGAUGUGUCCAUCCCGGGACAGAACUACACCACCAUCGUGUCAGAUGGGAACGGAGAGAGGAUAUCCUGCAACUCCUCAGAGACACACUGCAGGCUCAGUGGCCUGGAGUGUGGCACGUCCUACAUGGUCGUGGUUUUCUCUGUCAACGGGACUUGUAAAAGCAUGCCUAGCAGCGACGUGGUCUUCCAGGAAGCACCGUGUGUGCCCACCAAUGUGACUGCUGAGCGCACCUGCGGCGAGAGCAUGGUCACUGUGCACUGGGAGGCCAGCCGUGGAGCCCUGCGCUACACCGCUGUUGCUGUAGGCAGCGGCGGACACCGGUCCGAGUGCUCGUCCAACAGCACAGCCUGCAACAUGGCUGACCUGCUGUGCGGGCAGGUGUACACCAUAGGGGUGGUGGCGGUGGACGACAACUGCACCAGCCCGCAGAGCCAGCUGAUGACACUGCGCACAGGUAGAGAGGGGGCAGGGACAAGGUGA
Megalops cyprinoides (Indo-Pacific tarpon) is the source of this 4595-nucleotide messenger RNA. RefSeq names its product fibronectin-like. The transcript is spliced from 21 exons. Lineage: Eukaryota; Metazoa; Chordata; Actinopteri; Elopiformes; Megalopidae. Gene Ontology annotation, molecular function: protein binding. The record is from RefSeq and is a predicted model, not a curated record. The coding region runs from base 75 to 4595 and encodes 1506 amino acids.